Kockovaella imperatae is the source of this 2019-nucleotide messenger RNA. RefSeq lists its product as hypothetical. The transcript has 6 exons. Gene Ontology annotation, cellular component: endoplasmic reticulum membrane. The record is from RefSeq and is a predicted model, not a curated record. The coding region runs from base 266 to 1879 and encodes 537 amino acids. Lineage: Eukaryota; Fungi; Basidiomycota; Tremellomycetes; Tremellales; Cuniculitremaceae.
UCAUCAUCAUCCAUCCAAAGCAUUGCUACCUUUGUACUUGUUACAUGAACAUUGGAUAGGUGAAUAGCGACGGGUCAUCUAAGUCAGGAUAAUAACGGCUGGAAGCCCGUGCUGGCUCACGCAGAGAGAAUUGGCCACCCGUGUAUAUAUCGAGACAGCUGGGGAGCACUGUUGAUUCACCAUCUCGGCACACACGUUUGACGGACAUUUCAAGCUAUUGGAUGAUCUGAACCGGUCAACGUAUUCAUCCACACCACGCCCAGACAUGUCUGAGCCGUUCUCAUCCGCUCCUCCUUCCUAUACAUCUUCCCCCCGCUUGGCUGGUUACGCUCAACCUUCUAUUCCUGGACACGCAUCGCCCCCUCGAUUUCGACAACGCAAGUCUACCACCAUUGUUCAGAUCUCGUCAUCUAGCUCAUCAGGGGCAUCAUCUGAUGAUGGGAGUCUAGCCGAUCAAAGUCAAGACAACGGCUUUGCGUACACUUCAUCCACCUCGAAACCCACUUCACCCGCCAAGACUGAGGCGUCAUUACCACCUACCCGAUCGGAUACCCGUCAGAAUCUCUUAACCGACACCCUCAUGAAACAUGCGAGGCACUCUUCCAUCGAUCGCAGGACUUCCGAUGACUCCAGUGUUGCCGAAGAGGGCGAGAUUGCUUCGGAAACAACCUCACUCCUAGGUCAAGCAGACAAAGCCAAAUGGUACCGAGGUCCUUACGCCGAAGCCACCGUCAAAUUCACUGCUCUCUUCGUGGUCUUCACUGCAUUCGUAGCCAUCACCUUCUACCUCUGUCUGCCCAGGCUAGAACCAGAGGACCGAGCGAUACUGAAAAUCCCUCACUCCUUUGCGGAUCUACAGGCACUCAAUGCAAUGUUCCAAAAAUACAAACGAGGCUAUCCUCUGCGUAUUCUGACAUGUGGCAUAGUCACCUAUCUGUUCGUCCAAACAUUCUCCCUUCCUGGGUCGAUGUACAUUGCGAUCGUCUUUGGAGCAGCCUACGGUAUCGGUCAGGGUCUGAUUCUGGCCUGCAUCUGCGAGUCGGUCGGCUCAGUCCUAUGUUACCUUCUUUCCGCUGUCCUCGCACCUCCCCUCCUCAUGCUGCCUUUCUAUCGAUCCAGAGUGGCCGUUUUCCGUGCCAAACUGAUGGGAGAUGCGACUAAGGGCCAGACUGUCUCGACCAUGGACAUCUUUGCGUUCCUCCUCGUUCUCAGAAUCUCGCCUUUCCCACCUCACGGCAUUACCAAUCUCGUGUGCCCUCAUCUCGGCAUCGGUCUCGGUCUCUUCUGGCUGAGUUGUUUCAUUGGCAUCGCUCCUAUGUCCCUCAUCCACGUUACAAUCGGGUCUUCUCUUGACUCAAUGACAUCAGCAGCGGACUUCCAUAUCCUGUCGGUCAGGAACAUUCUCGGUAUGAUCGCAGUCGCCGUUGCGAUUCUCAUUCCUGUCGGUUUGAAGCGGAUCUUCAAGAAGGAUCUCGGUGACAUGGAAGAGACCGCCGAGGCUUUAGAAGAGGCUAUGAUUGAAGGCGAAGCUGUGGCUGACCCUCUGCCGGAGGACGCUGUCACGAGGCGAUAUCAAGCUGUUGAUUCGGGCGUCGUUCUGGCUGGACCUAGCCCGGGUGACCCCAAUCUGGACACCGGUGUCCCGGCUCCGAAGAACAAAGGAAAGGGAAGAGCAGUCGAGAUCAUUCCGGACAUUGUUGAGGAAGAUGAGGAUGAAGAAGACAGCACGAUGUUCAAGCCAAGGCCGACUUCCGCCUUCACGGGUCUCAACGACAAGAAGAAUGCUGCUAGAUUCACCAACUACGGGGCUGUUGAUAGGAUUCCUCAAGUCGCUAGACAUCAACCGGAAGGUGAUAGGACGUGGACCUUGACUCGAUGACCGAUAUCCAAGUCGUUGUAUCUGUAUUUUGCGCAUCAUCUUAAGAAGCAUCUCUAUGUGAUCGUCACUGUAUGUCAUAAGCCCUGUAGUAAAUUAAGGUGUGGUUCUCUCCACAACAAUAUUAAUAAAUCAAAGUGGAA